AUGCCUUUUAACGAAGGAACAAAAUCCUUUGCAAAGACAAGCAUGUCCGAUAACGAAAUGAAAAAUUCUGUUAAAAAUCAUUUUCGAAUCAUAAAUAAUUUUGUUAGCGAUGAAGAAAAUGAUUUUCCGAACGUGCAUUAUUCUCGUUCACGGGUGAAAAAAUUUCUAGAUCAUAAAAGAAUAAAAAAAAGAGCUCAAUUUCCGGUUACGCUAGAAGCUAAAGAAGCGGCCAUGUCAAAUAUAUUAGAUCCUAAUUUAAAUUUGGAUGGCAUAUUAGAACCACACAUUACCGGCUUGACAGGGACUUGGAAAUUGAUACAAGAAUUAUUGAAUCAAGUGGUAAAAACCUUUGGGACGUUUCCAUAA
Pediculus humanus corporis (human body louse) is the source of this 366-nucleotide messenger RNA. RefSeq lists its product as uncharacterized. Bases 1 to 366 code for a protein of 121 amino acids. NCBI's taxonomy places the organism in Eukaryota, Metazoa, Arthropoda, Insecta, Psocodea, Pediculidae. The record is from RefSeq and is a predicted model, not a curated record. The transcript is spliced from 3 exons.